This is a messenger RNA of Umbelopsis ramanniana AG, 1946 nucleotides long. RefSeq lists its product as uncharacterized. Gene Ontology annotation, molecular function: protein-membrane adaptor activity; protein binding. Gene Ontology annotation, biological process: vacuole inheritance; nucleus-vacuole junction assembly. NCBI's taxonomy places the organism in Eukaryota, Fungi, Mucoromycota, Umbelopsidomycetes, Umbelopsidales, Umbelopsidaceae. Gene Ontology annotation, cellular component: fungal-type vacuole membrane. The record is from RefSeq and is a predicted model, not a curated record. The transcript has 11 exons. Bases 86 to 1819 code for a protein of 577 amino acids.
CGUCUCUCUUUCCCAUUUUUUUUUGGUGCUCAACCGUCAAAUCCUCCACCGGCCAUCGCCCCCAUUUGACAGCUGGAGAAGCAAUAUGGGAAAUUGCAGUAGCUGUUGCCAGAAUUGCUGGGCAAAACGAAGUCGAACAGGACUCUAUGAGCCGCUACUACAGGAGAAUGAGCGACAUGCUAUAGCUGAACUCUUACAAUACUUGGAAAAUCGAUCAGAAACUAAUUUCUUUGACGGGGAUCCUCUACGCGCUUUGUCGACGUUGGCGUACUCAGAUAAUGUGGAUCUUCAGAGAUCAGCUGCACUUGCCUUUGCAGAGAUAACUGAAAAAGAUGUUCGUAAAGUCGGUCGCGAUACGCUGGAACCCAUCAUGUUUUUAUUGCAGUCUCAUGACGUUGAAGUUCAAAGAGCCGCCAGCGCCGCUCUAGGUAAUUUGGCUGUCAAUGCGGAGAAUAAGCUUCUCAUUGUCAAACUGGGAGGUUUGGAUCCACUUAUUCGCCAAAUGGGUAGUCCAAACGUCGAAGUUCAAUGUAAUGCGGUUGGGUGCAUCACAAACCUUGCGACACAUGAUGAGAACAAGGCAAAGAUUGCAAAGUCAGACGCUCUCCGACUACUGGUUGAUCUAGCACGUUCAAAAGACAAAAGAGUUCAAAGAAAUGCUACUGGCGCCCUCUUGAACAUGACCCAUUCACAGGAAAAUCGUCAGCAGCUUGUCAAUGCCAAUGCUAUCCCCGUCCUCACCAGUUUACUCAAUUCCGACGACCAGGAUGUACAAUACUACUGCACCACUGCAUUAAGCAACAUUGCUGUUGAUGCUGCAAAUAGAAAAAAAUUAGCCCAGUCCGACUCAAGGUUGGUGCAAUCGUUGAUAUCUUUGAUGGACGCGAGGAGUCUCAAAGUUCAAUGUCAAGCCGCUUUGGCGCUGCGGAAUCUGGCAUCCGAUGAAAAAUACCAGCUCGAAAUCGUUCGGUUGAAAGGACUACCGCCUUUGUUACGAUUGUUAAAAACUCGAUCUUUGGCUCUCAUCCUAUCAUCCGUGGCGUGCAUCAGAAAUAUCUCCAUUCACACAGCCAAUGAGUCGCCUAUUAUAGAUGCUGGGUUUGUGGACCCGUUGAUUGGACUGCUAUCAUAUGACGACAAUGAAGAAGUUCAGUGCCAUGCCAUAUCUACUCUUCGCAACCUUGCUGCCAGCUCAGAGCGCAACAAACGGGCUAUUGUGGAUGCCGGUGCUGUAGAGCGUAUUAAGGAAUUGGUGAACACCGUUCCUGUUAGCGUUCAGAGUGAAAUGACAGCUGCUAUUGCUGUGCUUGCGCUUUCUGACGAACUCAAGCCUAGAUUAUUGAACAUGGGCAUUCUCUCGGUGCUUGUAUCCUUAACCAACAGUUCCAAUCUCGAAGUUCAAGGCAAUUCGGCGGCUGCUAUUGGUAACCUAAGCUCUAAAGUCAAAGACUACGCGCCUUUUAUCAAGGUUUGGGAAUCACCUAAUGGUGGGCUCCACGCCUACCUUGUUUCUUUCUUAGAUGAAGGUCAGGAUACCGCAUUUCAACACAUCGGCGUAUGGACAUUGGUUCAAUUUUUGGAAGGUGGAGAUAAAGAAUUGAUCAAAAAAUUAAGCAAAGCGCAAGAUCUUGUUCAGUCUAUUUCAAGAAUUGCAAGCAUGGGAGCUGAGGAAGACAGCACUUUAUUGAACGGUGGCGAUGAAGAUAAUUUGGACGACGCCGAUGCUGACGUUCACGAACUAGCCAAGCGAGUGAUCAACGUCAUUGGAUCAGACGCAUCCAAGGGGUCUAAAAAGUCUGCUGGCAAGAAACAACGAUAACGCAAUCUCUACUAAUUAUUUUCCCCCAAGGGCAGUAGCUAUACCUGUUUCUCUGCCAUCUAUGACCUGAAUGGCCUCACGUACGAUAUACCCGGGCGUUGGGCUCAAACUUUUUUUUUUUUUUUUU